Molecule: messenger RNA, 1523 nt
Organism: Drosophila santomea
Lineage: Eukaryota; Metazoa; Arthropoda; Insecta; Diptera; Drosophilidae
Product: zinc finger protein 239
Exons: 3
Coding region: 125-1189 (354 amino acids)
Cellular component (GO): nucleus
Molecular function (GO): zinc ion binding
Source: RefSeq, a predicted model, not a curated record
UUUUCUCUAAAUGUGUGGUUCAGUGUAAUCAGCUGUUUGGUUGCUUAUCGGUGCAAGUUUUAUCGAUAAUUGUGGUAGCUCCAUUUGAUUUGGCAGUUCAAUUUUUAAACAUUUAUUAACGAAAAUGUCGCAACCAUCUAGUGAAUUGCAUUGCCGAGUUUGCCUUAAACAGGAUGAACUCCUGGUGGACAUCUAUGAGACCGUGGAGGAGAUGCAAGUGGACCUGUGCACCUUGUUGGAAACGUGUGGCGGCAUAAAGGUAGACCGCAGAGAUGUGCAGCCAAUGUAUUUAUGCCAGGAGUGCACCAACGAGCUUCUCAUCGCCGCCAAGUUUCGCAAAAAGUGCGCGGACGCCGAGAAGUUACGCGAUAGGGCUCCCGAGAUAAGAAUGGACACAUCAGAACUCCUGGCUUCAGAGGAAAUAAUUAUUAUUGAUCCCAGCGAUUAUAUUGGACAGCCCUCCGCCGUGGAGGAUCCCGAAAAGGAACCUAUUGAAGUCUCACGCUGGAACUGCCAGCACUGUGGCGCUGUUUUCCAGCAAUCGGAAGUACUGCGUCGGCACAUCCAAAAAGUCCAUGCUUCAGUAACUAUUAUUGACUGUGAAGAGUGUAGGAGAUUCUUUACGAAACUGGGUAGCUACCAGGGCCACAGUUGCUCCCAUUCCAAGGCCCCUAAAGGUGAGCACGAGUGCCUGGAAUGUGGUAAGUGCCUGCAAUCCGCCUCUAGUCUGGCAAGCCACAUUCGUUUGCACAGCGACGAAAGGCCCUUUACUUGUGACCAGUGCCCCAAGACCUUCAGGACAAAUGGAGCAGUGGAAGCUCAUCAGAGGCGCCACAAGCAGGUUAUGCAGCACAAGUGCCCACACUGCGGACGCGGAUUUGUGGAAUCUAGCAACCUGCGACGCCAUAUAGUUGCCAGGCACACAGAGGAACGUCCGCAUCUGUGCAACUUCUGUCAGCGCAGUUUCUCCAGGGUCUAUAUGCUGGAGCUCCAUCUCCGUACACACACUGGCGAAAGACCCUAUGCCUGCAAGCAUUGUGACAAACGUUUUGCCCAGCUGGGUGUCCUCAGGAGUCACGAGCGGAUCCAUACCGGCGAACGCCUGCACCGCUGUCAAGUGUGCGAAAAGACUUUUACACGAGCGGGACAGCUCCGAAAGCACGAGAUGCGUCACGAAACCGGACAGUGAUGAGCUUUACCGCUCCGAUUUUGGCCAAAGCAAAUCAGCGAGGUAAUAGAUAUCUAUGCCAAGGCUUGUGGACGGGCCGAGUCUUGGGCACCAGACACACCGAUUUAUAACGCUCAUCUUACGGGGGAUAAGCAUCAGGACACCGUCCGCUACAGUUGGCCUCUGUGACUGGAGACUGUUAUUUGCGAAAAAGGAGCUUUGCAUUGUCUUCCUGCUUAAAUGGAACUAUGGCCAGCAACACAGUAGCGCAAUAAUUGGACAGCCUGUUAUUUGACAUCUGAAAACCCAUGAUUCCAUUGUCAUUGUUCUUUCAAAUUGUAUCAUUAUAAAGACU